Messenger RNA from Adineta steineri, 882 nucleotides. Lineage: Eukaryota; Metazoa; Rotifera; Eurotatoria; Adinetida; Adinetidae. The record is from the annotation of a GenBank genome assembly.
AUGACAUCAUCAGCAAUCGAAGUUCGAGAAUUACUUAUUUAUCCGAUAAAAUCUUGUGCUGGUAUAUCAGUAAAUGAAGCACAAACAACAAAAUAUGGUCUAUCUCUUCCAUCGAAUUCUUUACUAUCUGAUCGACGAUGGAUGCUUGUAAAAGAUGGUCGACAAAGAAAUCAACGUCAUCUCUCUCGAAUGGCAUUAAUUCGUCCGUCAUUUACAUCAUUAGGUCUUCAAGUUGAUGCACCUGGAAUGACACCAUUAGUUAUUCCAUAUAGUCCAUUACCAGAUGAUAUAAUUGACAUCGAGGAACUUAGUGUUAAAGGUCGACGAUAUGGUCUAAAAGUUUCCGAUUGGUUUUCAACAUUUUUAGAAACAUCUGAAAUAGAUUUAGUUUAUUUUGACGAACAAUUUGAACCACAACAUACAAAAAAUAUUGAACCAGAAUAUCCAAAUGAAGCUCUUGAUUCUGAUGUUGUAGCUUAUCAAGAUAUGAGUCCAUUUCAUUUAGGUUCAUUAGAAUCAAUUGAUGAUCUUAAUAAAAAAUUAGAAGAUCCGAUUAAAAUAUAUCGCUUUCGUCCAAAUAUUAUAGUUAGUGGUGUUGAUAAACCAUAUGGUGAAGAUUAUUGGCGAGAAAUUCAGAUCGGUGAUCAAGUUAAACUUCGUUGGUUUCGAUCGGCUUUAAGAUGCUUAUUACCAACUGUAAAUCAAGAAACAGGUGUUCGUGAUCCAAAACAAGAACCAUGGAAAACACUUCAAACAUAUCGUCGUAAACCAGAAUUAUAUGGUAUUAAAGCUCAAUUUGGAACUUAUCUUUCGUCUAUUGAACAUGGAAUUAUUCGUGUUGGUGAUCGAGUUCAUAUUUUACGAGAAGAUAAAGACUUUUAG